UCACAUACAAGCUCUUCAUGGCCUCGGACCCUCAUAACUGUGAGACCAGCUCUUCCCCUACAUUCUGCUACGACAGCUUCACUCAUUGGAGGAGGGUCUUCUGCUGGUGCACAUUGACACAUGGGCAAAAUCAACAACUGCAGCUGCUAAUGACUGCUGAAUUCACUCUUGUAUCAGUUGCCUAGUUUCUGAGCUCACUGUAGACUUCUUGCUGAAGUGACAUAUGAGUACACCUGCAGUACAGAAUGGCGUCAGCUGCUAAUGAUGAUUGCACUCCCAAAUGAAUGAACACUGGGUAAGGACCAAUCACCAUGCAGCAUAUGAUUCAGGUGUGGUUUGGAGAUGACCCCCCUUUAAGUCCACGAAGUCCACUGACUCCACGGCAUGGCCCAGGGUUAGCAGAUGUCCUGCUUUAUGACCAGUGGAUAUCAGUCCGACAUGAAGCAACUCUGGUUCCUAUGCAGGAAGACCUGUCAAUCUGGCUAUCCAGCUUGUUGGGUAUAGAACUUACAGCUGAACAGUUGUUGGAAGAAAUUGAUAAUGGUGUAUUACUGUGCAUGUUGAUUGAAGUAAUUCAAAAUACAGUUAAAAAUUGUUGUGAUCCAAGUGAUUUAAGGAAUUUUCCUUUGAGAAAAGUCCCCUGUAAGAAGGAUGCACCUUCUGGAUCCUUUUUUGCUAGAGAUAACACUGCCAACUUUCUCAAUUGGUGUAAAUGCAUUGGGGUGGAUGAGACUUACCUCUUUGAAUCUGAAGGCUUAGUCCUGCAUAAGGAUCCAAGACAGGUGUAUCUCUGUCUAUUAGAAAUUGGUCGCAUUGCAUCAAGAUAUGGAGUAGAACCUCCUGUACUAGUAAAACUGGAGAAAGAAAUUGAAUUGGAAGAGACUCUCCUCAUGUCUUCUGAUCCUGUAGCUUCUGUCAUCACUCCCAAAUCAUGUUGUCAGCAUGGAGAGUUACAUGAAGCGGUUAAGCACAUUGCGGAAGAUCCUCCUUGCAGUUGCUCUCAUAGAUUUUCAAUUGAGUAUUUAUCUGAAGGACGCUAUAGAUUGGGAGACAGAAUACUCUUCAUUCGAAUGUUACACGGCAAGCACGUGAUGGUACGUGUUGGUGGAGGCUGGGAUACUCUUCAAGGCUUCCUACUUAAGUAUGACCCUUGUCGAGUGCUGCAGUUUGCAACAUUGGAGCAAAAAAUCUUAGCAUUUCAAAAAGGUACAUCUAGUGAGAUGGUUCCUGAUUGUUCCAGAACCCCACAACCGCCUCUCAUGAAUCCUAUAUCAGCUGUUGAUACAUAUCAGAAGCAAAAUUCAAAGCCUUCUACUCCUGUUUCAGUUCCAAAGAACUCUCCCAUACCUAGGAGGAAGCAGGCAGUGUCUAAAUGUCCAAAAUCAGCUGCUCUUUCUUCCUCAAAAGCAAUAGCGCACACACCUUCUUCAAUCAAAUAUGCAUUGGGCCAUCCCCAAUCAAAAGGGCCUUCAGAAAAUAGCCAGCCAUCUUCUAAAUCUUCCACCACUGCUUUUAAAAAGCCAUCAUCUCCUGCUCAUAAAUCAGCAUGUACGUCAAAAGUUAUACAACCUACAAAUAAAGGUGCUUCAUCUGCCUUACUAAAAACUGCUACAAUUUCGUCAGAAUUGCUUUCAAAGCGUAUUUUGUCAUCAGUCAAACCUGCACAUCCCCGGAAUUCUCCAACCGCAUCUCAUCCUGUUCUUCCUUGUUCAGCAAGUAAACUUUCUGAGCUUCCUGGGACAACUAAAAAAGGGACCUCCAAACAAGAGUAUGUUUCUUCUAAUAGCAAAGUUGGGCAAAGUGCCAAGUCCAGGCCACCUCUUACAAAACAUUCAGGAACACAUAACAGAAAUCUUCAAGUUCCUAACCCAACAUGCUCGCAACAGUCUAUUGCAAAAUCUGCUUCUAAAUCUACCUCUCAAACUCUACCAUCACCCAGAGGCAUGCCAGAAACUAAACAAACCAAAAAUAUCAGAACUGCUGCUAGUUCUAAACCACUAGGCUCAGCAUCCUCGCUUACAGCAGAUAAAUCAUCACAGUUGAUAUCUGCUGCAAAAACAAGAGGUAAAACUGCAUCUUCACCUGUAAGCAGUCAGUUUUCAGCCAAUGUACAGGUCCAAAGCAGCAGGGCAAAACCUGAGAUAGGAUCCAGCCCAUCAAAAUGCCCUGAGCGAACUCCACUGUCAGUUGUGCGUCUCCCCCAGACAUCAACUAUAGCCGAGACCAGGAAGAAGACAAUACAGGCUGCCCCCAAAAAUCCGUCAUCAUUUAAAGCCCCGCAGAAGAGUGAUAAAAUCUGUGUUUCAGCUAAUAAAAAUCCUUCUCACAAGGCAAAGGCCCUAAGUACAACUGUUAAAGGAACACCUGGUGGGCUAAAUAGUCCUCCUUUGAAGACUAAACAAGAUGAUAAUUAUUUUGUCAUGACAGGAAAUAAGAAACUCAAGAAGUAAAACACCAGGAAUACUUACUGGCAUUCAUCUGUUCUUAUAGCUGCUUUGUUCAAGUUAACACAAAUGUCAAAUAACACAGUAACUUAAAUGGAAACUUUUAUUUAAAAGGGUAUGAUUUGGGCUGUGUUAGCCAUCACUUGUAAAGGGAGCUUAAAACAUUUUCCAUUUUUCACGUUUCAUACUUAAUGUGAUAAAAUCAUUACAAGAUGGCAUUUUUAUCAGAUUAGUAUGAUAAGUAUUUUUAGACCCAUAUGUUGUUACCUGGUAUGUGCCACUGGAAAUUCAGAGAACAGUAAACUUCUAUGUUAGCAAAUACGAACUUUUUCUACUUAGCAUUUACCUCUAGUAUUUACAGUCGUAAGAGCAAGGGAUUAUUUAUGACAGAUAUUCUCCUAAUGACCUUAAAAAUCCAAAAGUGAAUUUGAGAAUUGGGCCUUACUGUUGUAUUUUUGUUUUAAAUUAGAACUUCUUUAUUGCCAAUUGGUUAGAAAUAUCCAGAUUAGAUUAGUAACAGGCAUGAGAUGGGAUCAGACUGAUCACUCCAGAAUGCAGAUUAUAUUUGACUUUUUAAAACGGUUUUAGUUUUGUAAGGUGAAAGUCCAAUUAAGCUUUCAGUACCACUUAGAUCACUUUGCAAAUCUUUGCCUUAAAUAUGACUAACCGCUGUAGUGCCUUAACAACAUGAUGUGCACUUUUUGUUUUAAUCACAGGAUGCUAUUAUAAUUAUUUUGAUCCAAGUGUAUAUUUGGCUUCCUAAUAUCAAUUGAGGUUGAGCCAUGCUGAGAUCUGCUGAGUUUAAGCACAUGAAACUAGGCAUGUUGCGCAAAACUUGUUCAAUAAACACUGAUUUUGUGUGAUUCUUCAUUUCAGACAGAGAUUAUACUGCCACAGCACUUGGUAGACUGCAUGCUUACAUUGCAAUAGCCAAACUACCUUUAUACAAUAAGUAAUAUUCCGUCUGUAAUAUUCUGAGCAAUAUGCUUGUGUGUGCGAAGAGAGCUUCCUUCCAAUCUCACUUAUAUUUAUAGGCACAGUUUAAAUGCCUUUCAAAUAAGCUGCUGAUUAUUAUUUUUAUAUGUGGGUAUCACAAUAUUUUAAGGCCACUUUUUAAUGCAAUCCUUGCUGCAUUGAUAUUUUCACUACUGGUGCAGCCUGCCCUAUUUAAAUAACGUGCUGGGUGUGAGGCCUGGUUUUCACCUGCUGGAGAAUGAGGUGUCAGAACAGAAGUGGUUGAAAGGACUGCACCACUUCAGAAUGCGGGUGUAGAGUCACGUUUUGUGGAAUGCUCCCCUUUUAAUCCUCUGCGAACAGAAAAUGACCAUAACAAAUAAACUGAAGAGGUCGAAAUGUUCUUCCUGCUGUUUUACUGUUCUUUUUGAAUGGAGUUUUUCUUGUGAAGGAUCAUUCAAAGCUAGAAUUUAUCAUCUUAAAUCAUCUGAUCCAUUUUCAUGCAAGCAAGGAAAAAAAAUCCUCUUUGCUGAGUAAAAUUUUGGUUUCUGCCAAAAACGAUGGAUUGAUCACAAUGGUUGAUUAAACCUAAAAUGUUCACAUUCAUGCCUCCCCAAAUAUGCUCUCGUUGCACUUCCAAAGGUUACAUAAACCUGACUAGUUGUGCUAGAAUGUGGCUGUAGGUAUGCUUUUGAAUGCAUCUUGAGAUAUAGCACAAAUAGAAUCUCCAGUCCAGUGUCUUAUUUUACCAAUACACAACAAAUUUGUAUCCAUCAUUUCCAAUUCAACAAGUCCUCAAACCAGACACCCAUCCAAACUUGGCAGCAGUAGGCCCUGCCACUUCUAGGGAGGCUUCCCAGUUCCAUGGGGAGGCUGGAACAGUUAAAAAAAGUUUCCCUAUCACCAAGAAGCCCCCCUGGGGUGAAUGGACUUAGGCCACCUUUCUGGCCCAGACUGCUGCUGUAAUGCCAGCAAAGACUGGAGGGAGCUGACUGUGCUUCUCCCCGGCUAUAGCCCUGGCCAGCUGACUGUGUCCAGCACCAUGUCCCAGUGCUGGGGAGGGCUGCGUUGGUCGCAUUCCAGCAAAAUCAUCCUACCAGGGCAAGUGCCCCAGGGAGAGUGAAUUUGUCAGUGCAGCCCUGUGCCACUUCCACAAGUGGAUUUGAUGGGAUCCCCUGUUUGGAUGUAGUUGUUAGUUGGAUCCAAUCAAGUUUUAUAAAGGGCCCUUGGCUGGGGUAGAAAAUAAAUGUACCUGGAAGUAUAACGUAUUUGUCUGAAAACUGCCCUGAAGAGAUAUUCACAAGAAUCAAAUAUAGAAUGGCAAUUUAAUCAUUCAGUUCUGCACAUUGUUUCAGUUAUCUAUAGACUUGAAAAUACUACUUUUGUAACCUAUGAGACAUGGAGCUACUAACUAUGGUAAUACAGAAGACUACUGUUGCACUUGGAUAGUUAAUUUAUACUUAAGAAUGUAGAUUUUUCCAGCUGCUUAAUCCACAGGAUUGUCUGUCUUGGUGUCUCUUAGUCUCUAUAGACAUUAAUCUGCUUUUUUUAAUAUAUGGGGAAACUAUUAAUUUCUGAAAAGAUUUGUGUGCACAGAAUGGAUAUGAUGUGCUUUGUAACUUGCUGUCCAUGCAGCUUAGUCAAACCAGUUAUGAGGUUUAAGAUCUUUCUGUGCUCAAGAAACUUGUGUCUGAAAAUAGAAGCAGAGCAAGCCAAGCCCUUAUGGCCUACAACAGAUAUGUAGAGUUUCGAUACAAUUGGACCUGUGCAUAUUCUUCAUUGGAGGAUGUGGUUGUUCACAUGUGUCCAAAGCCAAAGGGCAUGAGCCACAAACCAAGAGCCCUUUGAAUCUUGCCCUUCAGUCCACACCCCUCAUUCCCCUUGGCACCCAAGAUAUAUACCUGACACAGGAAGCGUAAACAAAAGCACAACUAAGAAAUUGUGGCUGGCAUCAACAUUCUUCCCUGUUCGCAAGACAGCACAGAGUAUUUCUACUGAUACACUUUCAGAGCUAAAUUAAAUCAUACUUUUUAAAAGUAUAUUUAAAUGCUGUGUGUUGCUGCAGCUGUUGUGCUGUUGCUUCCACAAGUGAAACUAUGCCAACUAUUUCUUUUUUGCCUCCACAUUACUAAAUCUGACACUUUAUUUUCACAGCACUCCUUGUUAUUUGUUCACUGCACAGCGCAGUUGUAAAUCUUACAGAAUCUACCUGUAGAAGAUCUAAUACUUAUUCAAAUUCUUACAGAUGCAAUUAAUAUGACCACCUCUAUAGACUUCUGUACCUGGUUGACUGCUCAGAUUGGUGAAAGCUCAUGGCUUCAUCAGUCUUACAGAGUUUAUUUUUCAGCCUACUCUUUCUAUUCUUCCAAAACUGGCCUUUUCUGCCAGUGAAAAUAUUGUGAUUGGCUUAUAGUUGCAGAUUUGAUUUUGUCAAUCUAAAAGUUACGCCAGUUACUUACUACAAAGGUCUGCAUUUUACUCCUUUUUUCCCUCCCUCACCAGCAAUUCCCACUCUCUUGCAUUGGUUACAUGGUCAACAUAUUCUUGACAUGUUCUUUAUUUAAAUGGCCACGGGUGGCUUUUUUGAGACACCCCCCUCUCCACAAGCAGUAUACUUUCUGGGAUGUCUUGUAUAGCAUGCACUGCUGGGACUUCCAAUGUUGGUUUGGUCUUCAUUCUCGCCCCACAAGUUCAGUAGUCUUUCUCCUGAUGCCUGAUUAUUCAAGUAGCCUGUUUUUCCAGUUUGCAGCAAUCUGCUUGGUGCACAAGUGGGUUUGCUGAAUCAAGGCAGAUAAGUUUUAGAUUUGUUCAUGUUACACUAAAGAGGCUCCUGCUUGUUUAGUAUUUAAAAUAAGUUUAUACUGUUUCUGCAACAACACGCUUGAGGCAGAUCAUGGAAAUAAAUUAUCUUCCAUGCAAAGACAAUUCAGUGCAAGUCUGUUACAGAUAAGGAGUGUUAAUUAGUGGUUUGUAACAUCACUUCCGGAUGGAAUAACCUUAUAAGCCACUGGAACUUAUUGAAGAUGUUUCUGUAUCUAGCGGAGGGUGGUGACAUCAACAUGGGGACACAUGGUGCUUUAUCCUAUAUUUUCCUCAGCAUUAUUUCAAAAUCACUUAAUAGUGAUUGGAGAUGUCACAUCCAACCCACUAAAGGUUGACAAGACAGCUGGUCGAAAAACUGUCCUCCACCCUCAAGGCCAACAUACAUAACUUCAUUAAAACCAAGUAAAUUUGAUUUAGGGUUGGGUUUUUAUUUUCAGCUACUUUUGAAUUUCUGUUUAGGAAUGUCUGUAAAAGAGGCUUUCCUUGUAAACCUCUUCCAGGUGCUAGUUUAAGCAACUGUAUCCAUGUUUUGAGGAUCAGAUUCAUCUGUAUUUUUACCCAUUCACAGUCAAAUCAAAGGGGGGGGGGUGUCUUUAAGAAAAACAGUCCACAAGCCAAGGAAGCAAAGACAUGCCCAUCUAUCAAUCUACCACACAGGUAAAGCUCUAACACUUCUAAAAUGAUUUACUUCUAGUAUUGGAUCUGGGCUGAAAGAAAUGUAAGCUGUGGAGCAGGUGAGGAGAGGUGGGGAUGGGGGAAGGUUUAGGUUCUCCCUUGCUAAUGUGCUUUGUCAUAACCUCUACUUUAUUCUUGCAACGAUUAAUUUAAGUAUAAUUACAUGUGAGUGCCUCCAUCACAUUUGGUUGCCCUGUAAAAGAUUGUGGAGUAACGCCUCGGUUUGUAUUUAGUCAGUUUCUAGUAGUGACCAAUGAACUUGUCAGCUAUGUGCUGUAGUGGCCUAGAACUCUCCAAAAUUAAUAAGGCAAUUCUGAAAAAGCACUCGGAAGGCAAGUAAACAAAUGAUAUAAUAAACUGACAAACUACUGUAAACAUAAUAACUAAGCAGAAAAAAAUUAAUCCUUUAAAAACAUGCAGAAUAUCUGUUGGUAUUGAAUCUAUAUACAAAAAUGUCAAGUUCUGAAUAUUUACGUCCUGUUUUUGUUCUAUGCCCAGUUGCUGGUUUUAAGCAAUAAAAUCCGUUAUACCACAA
This is a messenger RNA of Sphaerodactylus townsendi, 7431 nucleotides long. RefSeq names its product growth arrest specific 2 like 3 (gene GAS2L3). The record is from RefSeq and is a predicted model, not a curated record. The transcript is spliced from 10 exons. Gene Ontology annotation, molecular function: microtubule binding; actin filament binding; cytoskeletal adaptor activity. NCBI's taxonomy places the organism in Eukaryota, Metazoa, Chordata, Lepidosauria, Squamata, Sphaerodactylidae. Gene Ontology annotation, cellular component: actin filament. Gene Ontology annotation, biological process: actin crosslink formation. Bases 312 to 2450 code for a protein of 712 amino acids.